Messenger RNA from Gymnodraco acuticeps, 5230 nucleotides. RefSeq lists its product as uncharacterized. Gene Ontology annotation, biological process: homophilic cell-cell adhesion. The transcript is spliced from 2 exons. Gene Ontology annotation, cellular component: plasma membrane. Gene Ontology annotation, molecular function: calcium ion binding. Bases 328 to 5187 code for a protein of 1619 amino acids. NCBI's taxonomy places the organism in Eukaryota, Metazoa, Chordata, Actinopteri, Perciformes, Bathydraconidae. The record is from RefSeq and is a predicted model, not a curated record.
CACAUUUUGAAUUCAUAUUUGAUUGGAAAUGUAUGAUAGUCAACGAAAUGUGGACACUACACAUUUUCUCCAAGGUUUAAAACCUCAUGAAGGACUAUUCAUGUCGCUGCUCUCCACAAAAAAAAGGAUAUCAUUUACGAGGAGGUCCUUCAUGAUAUCAUCGUUCUCACGAGAGUUCAUUCGAGGCUUGGCAGUCAGACAUAUUUCAUAAAAAUCUCUGCCAUUACCAGCAGCAUUCUCAAACGCUUUCUUAAAACCAACAUUUAUUUUCGUCACGAGAAAAAUACAACGAAUAUCACUUUGAAGGUUUAAUACGGAUUAUGUUCAAUGGCUCGUCUAAUUCAUCAGUAUUCCUGCACAGGGUACGUUUUCAUAUUUCUCUUUCUUUCUGCCAUAAUGCACACGGUGUCCCCCGUGACCCAUUAUUCUGUUCCCGAAGAAAUGGAAGAAGGCUCAGUCGUUGCUAAUUUAGCAACUGAUCUGGGAUUAGACGUGACGACUCUGAAUAAAAGAAAAAUGCGCGUAGACGUGGCAGGCAAUAAAAAGUAUAUCAACAUCAACAAAGACACAGGAGAGCUGUUCAUGCAGGAAAGGAUCGACAGAGAGCUUUUAUGCCCCUCGAAGACAACUACAUCGUGCUUUCUCAGAUUAGACGCUACGAUUGAAAACCCGAUACGAAUGUUUAACAUUGAGGUGGAAAUCACCGACAUUAACGACAACGCUCCUCAUUUCCGACGGGGAACGAUGCAUUUGGACAUAUCUGAAUCAAGCCCUGUUGGAGAUAGAUUCUCAUUGAACAAUGCUGCAGACCCGGAUGUUGGAACAAAUUCUGUGAACAAUUACCAUCUGAGCUCAAGUGAACAUUUCUCCAUCGAAAUUCAGACCGGGAGAGACGGGACAAAGUUUGCGGAUUUGAUUUUGAAAAAAGCAUUAGAUAGAGAGCAGCAGGCUGUUCAUAAUCUUAUUCUCACUGCUGUGGACGGUGGAGUGCCCACGCGCACAGGUACAGCCAGCAUCAUUGUUCGCGUGCUUGAUGUGAACGACAACGCCCCGUCAUUUGAUAAAGACAAAUACAUCAUAGAUGUGAUGGAAAACUCCCCCAUUGGCAGUCUAGUAAUACAAUUAAAAGCUACCGAUUUAGACGAAGGGUCAAAUUCUGAUAUUAUUUAUUCAUAUAGUUUAUAUACAUCAGAGAGAACACAACAGGUGUUUAACUUAAAUCCAGAAAAUGGUGAAAUCAGAGUGAAAGAGAUGAUAAAUUACGAAGAUUUUAAACUUUAUGACAUGGAAGUUAUUGCCAGUGAUAAGGGGCCUAACUCCUUAACUGGACAGUGUAAACUGACAAUACAGGUGGCAGACAUGAAUGACAAUCAUCCAGAAAUAUCCAUCAAGUCUUUUCAAAGUCCAAUGAAAGAAAACAUAGAAUUAGACACAGUGAUAGCAGUGGUGAGUGUCAGUGAUAAAGACUCUGGGGACAAUGGAGUGGUUGAUCUUCACAUUCCUGAUAACAUGCCUUUCAAACUGAGGGAGUCCUCUGAUAACUAUUAUGAAUUAGUGGUGUCAGAGCCGUUAGACCGUGAGAGGGUCCCUGAAUAUGACAUCACUUUCACUGUGACAGACAGAGGCUCUCCUCCUUUGUCUGACAAUGAGACCAUGACCUUAGAGCUGCUGGAUGUUAAUGACAAUGUUCCACAGUUCCCUCAGUCAUUCUAUACUAUACGUGUGGAGGAGAAUAACGCUCCUGGAGCCCUGCUCAGUUCCCCAACUGCGUUUGACCCUGACCUCCAUGAAAACCAGUAUCUAGUUUAUUUCAUCCUAGAGAGGGAGAUAGCCAACACCUCCAUGUCCAUGCUGUUCUCCAUCAACCCAGAGAACGGGAAUCUUUACGCACUAAAAACUUUUGACUAUGAGAUCGAGAAGGAGUUUCUCUUCCACAUCGAGGCCAGGGACUCUGGCUCUCCUCCUCUCAGCAGUAACGUGACGGUGCACAUCAUCAUUGUGGACCAGAACGACAACGCUCCGGUUAUUGUGUCUCCGUGGCGCGCACACGGCUCUGUAGUGGAGGAAAAGAUCCCCAGAUCCACCGAUAAAGGCUCUCUGGUUUCUAAAGUGAUAGCCUUGGACACAGACUCGGUGCACAACUCCCGGAUCACCUACCAGUUCCUGCAGGUGACUGACGCCACCUUGUUCAGUCUGGACCAAUACAACGGAGAGAUUCGGACCAUGAGGAUGUUCAGCUACAGAGACCCGCGCCACCAGAGACUGGUUGUCGUUGCCAAGGACAACGGGCAGCCUGCCCUCUCUGCUACAGUCACCAUCAAGCUGUCCACAGUGGAGACUGCCGUGAAGGCCUACUCUGACAUGACCGAGGUGCCUCUAGAAUAUGACAUCUUCUCAGACCUCAACCUGUACCUGGUCAUCGGUCUGGGCUCCGUGUCAUUUCUCCUGCUGAUCACCAUACUGGUCACCAUCGUGAUCAAGUGUCAGAAACCCAAGCCCAACAAAGCGGCUCCUCCCUGCAGGAACAGUGUGAUCAGUGAGGGGAACUCCACCAUCGCAGACUCCACUCUGGUCUCCAACGACGCCUACUGGUACAGUAUGUUUCUAGCAGAGACCAGGAAAGGAAAGAUGGUGGUCAGACAGCCUGUGCCAAAGGGCUCCAGAUACAUCGUGUCCAGUUUACCACGAGGCACUGGACUCACAGACACUAGUGGAUCAGCAGCCUCCACCCUGCAGAAAGGUGCAGUGAUACUGCACGCAACAAUGGGGUCCUUUUUAAAAAUGCAGUCUUGCAGAAGGUACGUGCUGCUUGUUGUUUUUCUUUCUUUCGUUCCUAACAUAUCAACUUCAGUGACUCAUUAUUCAAUACCGGAGGAAAAGAAGGAAGGAUCAGUGGUCGCUAAUAUUGCUACCGAUCUCAGCCUGGAUGUUAAGACACUGAAUCAGAGGAAGAUGCGUCUUGACAUUAUUGCAAAUAAGAAAUAUCUGGAAGUGAACAAAGAGACUGGAGAACUGUAUAUCGUUGAGAAGAUUGACAGAGAAUACAUGUGUCUUGCAAAGUCGUCUUGUUAUCUCAAACUGGAGGUUAUAUUAGAAAAUCCACUACGAAUCUUUAAUAUAGAAGUAGAAAUUCUGGAUGUUAACGACAACGCCCCGCAAUUUCGGAGAGAGGCCAUACAUUUAGACAUUUCUGAAGCAACGCCAAAAGGAGAGAGGUUCUCUCUCAGCAAUGCAGUUGAUCCUGAUGUUGGAAGCAAUUCAGUAAAAACCUACCAUCUUAGCGAAAGUGAACAUUUUAAUAUUGAAGUUCAGACUGGAAGAGAUGGAUCGAAAUUUGCAGAAUUAAUCUUAAAAAAUAGUUUAGACCGAGAGCAGCAGGCUGUGCAUAAUUUAAUUCUCACAGCUGUAGAUGGAGGCACACCUGCACGUUCUGGCACUGCAAGUAUUAUCGUUCAUGUUUCCGACAUGAAUGACAACACUCCUACUUUUGACAAAAUAAAUUACAGCAUCAAAAUAAUGGAAAACUCUCCCAUAGGAAGUCUUGUUGUUCAUCUUAAUGCAACAGACCAAGACGAGGGUUCAAAUUCUGAUAUAACAUACUCCUACAGUUUAUAUACCUCAGAGAAAACCCAGGAAACAUUUAAUCUGAAUCCUUCCUCUGGUGAAAUUACUGUUAAAGGAAUGUUAAAUUAUGAGGACUUCAGGAUUUAUGAUAUGGAAGUUAUAGCAACUGAUAAAGGAGACAAUAGUUUAUCAGGACAAUGCACUGUAAACAUUCUGGUUGAAGACAUGAAUGACAACCACCCAGAAAUAUCUAUUAAAUCAUUUCAGAGUCCAGUCAAUGAAAACAUAGAAUUAGACACAGUGAUAGCAGUGGUGAGUGUCAGUGAUAAAGACUCAGGGGACAAUGGAGUGGUUGAUCUUCACAUUCCUGAUAACAUGCCUUUCAAACUGAGGGAGUCCUCUGAUAACUAUUAUGAAUUAGUGGUGUCAGAGCCGUUAGACCGUGAGAGGGUCCCUGAAUAUGACAUCACUUUCACUGUGACAGACAGAGGCUCUCCUCCUUUAUCUGACAAUGAGACCAUGACGUUAGAGCUGCUGGAUGUUAAUGACAAUGUGCCACAGUUCCCUAAGUCAUUCUAUACUAUACGUGUGGAGGAGAAUAACGCUCCUGGAGCCCUGCUCAGUUCCCCAACUGCGUUUGACCCUGACCUCCAUGAAAACCAGUAUCUAGUUUAUUUCAUCCUAGAGAGGGAGAUAGCCAACACCUCCAUGUCCAUGCUGUUCUCCAUCAACCCAGAGAACGGGAAUCUUUACGCACUAAAAACUUUUGACUAUGAGAUCGAGAAGGAGUUUCUCUUCCACAUCGAGGCCAGAGACUCUGGCUCUCCUCCUCUCAGCAGUAACGUGACGGUGCACAUCAUCAUUGUGGACCAGAACGACAACGCUCCGGUUAUUGUGUCUCCGUGGCGCGCACACGGCUCGGUGGUGGAGGAAAAGAUCCCCAGAUCCACCGAUAAAGGCUCUCUGGUUUCUAAAGUGAUAGCCUUGGACACAGACUCGGUGCACAACUCCCGGAUCACCUACCAGUUCCUGCAGGUCACUGACGCCACCUUGUUCAGUCUGGACCAAUACAACGGAGAGAUCCGGACCAUGAGGAUGUUCAGCUACAGAGACCCGCGCCACCAGAGACUGGUUGUUGUUGCCAAGGACAACGGGCAGCCUGCCCUCUCUGCUACAGUCACCAUCAAGCUGUCCACAGUGGAGACUGCCGUGAAGGCUUACUCUGACAUGACCGAGGUGCCUCUAGAAUAUGACAUCUUCUCAGACCUCAACCUGUACCUGGUCAUCGGUCUGGGCUCCGUGUCAUUUCUCCUGCUGAUCACCAUACUGGUCACCAUCGUAAUCAAGUGUCAGAAACCCAAGCCCAGCAAAGCGGCUCCUCCCUGCAGGAACAGUGUGAUCAGUGAGGGGAACUCCACCAUCGCAGACUCCACUCUGGUCUCCAACGACGCCUACUGGUACAGUAUGUUUCUAGCAGAGACCAGGAAAGGAAAGAUGGUGGUCAGACAGCCUGUGCCAAAGGGCUCCAGAUACAUCGUGUCCAGUUUACCACGAGGCACUGGACUCACAGACACUAGUGGAUCAGCAGCCUCCACUCUGCAGGUAUGGAAACACCUCAAUUAAACAUAGCUAUACAAAAGUAUGGUCUUUUUGCAAACUACAUUAU